Messenger RNA from Gregarina niphandrodes, 2967 nucleotides. RefSeq names its product DnaK family protein. Gene Ontology annotation, biological process: cellular response to hypoxia; endoplasmic reticulum unfolded protein response; negative regulation of hypoxia-induced intrinsic apoptotic signaling pathway. Gene Ontology annotation, molecular function: ATP-dependent protein folding chaperone; ATP binding. NCBI's taxonomy places the organism in Eukaryota, Apicomplexa, Conoidasida, Eugregarinorida, Gregarinidae. Bases 1 to 2967 code for a protein of 988 amino acids. The transcript has a single exon. The record is from RefSeq and is a predicted model, not a curated record. Gene Ontology annotation, cellular component: endoplasmic reticulum chaperone complex.
AUGCGGCCCUUAUUACUUUGGUCUCUGCUUAUCUCCAUUGCACCCCCAGUGCUGGCACAAAUUCUACCUGUACUCGGAGUGGACUUGGGUAAUGAGUAUUCCAAGGUUGCAGUCACCGCACCUGGACACAAGAUGAGCAUGGUCUUGAAUCACCAAAGCCAACGGAAGAGUCGAACAGUUUUGAAUCUGAGCGGCACCACUCGUUCCUUUGGAGAACAAGCCUACACACAACAGACUAUGAGUCCUGGUUAUGUAUUUCAGUAUUUCGCCAACAAGUACAGUCAGCCCUUCUCCGUGCUAAACGAUGGACUGAACGUAUUUGGACUACCAACCAGGUACUACCCAUAUCAGACGGACAAGGAAGGCCAGGUACAGGUAAGUGAGACUGAGUCGAUCGGUGGCGGAGAGCUUACGCUGCAUUACUUGUCGCAUAUUCGUGACUUGACUCGGGAUUUUCUCAAGGACGACACGAUAAAUUCAAACGACGCCGAAGUUGUAUACGCCGUACCUGUCAACUUUGAUUACCGUCAACGCCAACAUUUGCUCCAGCUGAGCUCCUCCGUUGGAUAUCGCACACUGGGCAUGAUCCCAGCGCCCAUGGCGGCGGCUCUCGCCCAUUCUCUAGACAUGGCGCAUGAUAAGAAGCCUGUCACCAAGCUCUUCCUGGACGUGGGAGCCGCUACUCUGCAAGCCUGUGCAGCAGAAUUCAAACUUGUUCCGGCCAACAACGUAACCAAGUCGCUAGCGGGCGCGCCAAAGGAAGUCGUCAGUGUCAGACAAUUGGGCUGCUACCAUGUCGAUGGUCGCGAUCUAGACGUCAAGAAGACUGGGAAUGCAUUCAUUGGGGGAGCCCACGACCUGGAUAUCAUGUUGGCUGACCAUAUCGUGUCCGAAUUUUGCAAAGCCAAUGGCAUCGCCUCCUCGGACCAAAUACCACCCAGGGCCAUGCGUCGGGUUCUCAAGGAAGCAGUGAAGGCGAAGCACAAUCUGUCCAUCGCACCCGUGACCCGCGUUUUCAUCGAGAACUUGUUCGACAACAAGGACGCGCAACUCACCGUCAAGAGAGAAACAUUCGAGUCAAUGAUGAACCAAUCUGGAUGGUCAACUCUAUUGGCCAAACUUGUCUCCAAGGUGAAGAAGGACACGCCCAUCAAGAAGGGAAUGGAAAUAGAAUUGCUAGGAGGCGGCUGGAGAGCACCUUGCAUCUCCAACAAAAUCGCUGAACUGGUCAAGCCGGGCUCCAUAUCCACUAAGUGCAAUUCCGACGAAGGAAUCAGUGUGGGCGCCAGUAUUGUUGCAACCAACUACAGCUCCGUAUACAAAUUCAGACCCCUUUAUUUCAGCCUCGCCUCUCCGGAAACACUCAAAGUCAAAAUCCAGUACGGUCCCAGCGCAGCCACUGGUAAGGAAGGCGAAAUUGUCACCGUCAUCCCCAAAGGAUCCGUCCCUGGUUCGGAAUUUAGUAGCUCUUUCUCCCUUAGCGCCGAAUCAGUCCCCAGCACACGCGUGUUUGUCGAAGAUGAUUCAGGCAAACUGCUAUCCGCUUUUAAUAUCAACGGCUACGAUACCCUCAAUAAGAUGAGAGAACGGAAUAUUAAGAACUAUCAGGAUAAGAAGGCCAUAUAUGAGCAAGAAACGCUUCUGAAGAACGCGACAGAUCCUGCUGCUGUACCUAAAAAUCAUACCUGGACAGAGAAUUUUGUUAAGUGGCCACCGAGCAGCUUUAACGUAACCUUGAAAUACCAACUUGACAUGACUGGUGUAGUGUCUAUUUCGCAAGUCUCUGCCGGCUGGAUCGAUCUUUCCGUAUCAGAGACAACAAGGCUCGAAAAAAUAGAGCGGGGAGAGGAGGAAAAACGUGAGGCGGAGAAACCUACUGAGGAAAAACCCAGUGAUCAGAAACCCACAGAGGCGAAACCCACAGAGGCGAAAUCCGCUGAGGAGAAAUCAAGUGAGGAGAAAUCGAGUGAGCACAAAGUAAAGGGCGAAAAGUCGGACGAACAAUCUGGCGAAAAGUCUACAGCAGAGGAGGAGGUUGGUUCUGAUUCGACGCAAGGAGAGAAAGAGACUGAGUCUUCAACGGUUACUUUGUAUGACUGGAUUGCGAAGGAUGUGCGUCGAAAUCGCAAGUUGAUCCCGGUCGCUGUAGACAUUGCUGCUGCGGAUUCGUCGCUGUCCAACGCUGACCGCGGCCGCUUGCGCCUUCCCGUGACGCAGACGGACCGAGAGGUACGGAAGCAGAAGGAUCGGUUGAAUCGAUCAAUCGAGAAGGACCAAGAGGCGUUGAAGUUGGAGGAGAGUCGUAACAAGCUGGAGUCCUUAAUUUAUGAGACCCGGUCGAAGUUGAGGGAUUCCGUCAACUUUUCGAUUCCGAAACAGGAGGCUGAGGGAAUGGAGACGAUUGAGGAGGUUGUGAAACUGUUGGACGCUGAUGAAGAGUGGUUGUACAGCGAUGGUUUCAAUGCUACUCUAUCGAUCAUCAAGAAGAAGCUUUCUGAGGUAGGCACACGAGGGAAAAAAAGAUUGGAUUGGAUCAGGUCAUAUGAGAAAGGCGGUAAAUUACUGAGGCAGUAUGAGUCUGAAAUCAAGAGCAUGACUAAUAGGCUGAGUAAACUAUGGGAAACAAAGCCUUGGCUUACUUCUGAAAACCGAACCAUAGCGAAUACAGCUUUAGACCAAUUUAUUGAAUGGUUCAACGAGUUCAAAAACGACACCGCCAGCAAGUCUGCCUAUGCUCUAGUCAACGAAAUGGACCUCUCUACGAAAUGGAAAGAUACAGUUUUGAAGUCUUUUAAUACAGUCAGAAGAAUUCCCAAACCGAAGGACAAUAUUAAGGACAACAAGACGAUUGGUGAUGGUAAGACGAUUGGCGAUGGUAAGACGAUUGGUGAUGGUAAGACGAUUGGCGAAGAUCAGAGCGACAGGCAGACCAAUAAAGACGAAGGGGACAAACGGGGUGAGCUCUAA